UCACUGUUCAUUACUUAUAGUGUUUCGGCCUACCCUCUCACACUGUCAUAUAUACAUCAAACAACUUCAAGCUUGCAUUUUUCCUCCUCCAACAUUUCAAGAUCUCUCUCUCUUCUUCCCCAGCAGCACAGUACUAGGUUGUUUUUGUGUUGUGUUGUUGUGGUAGUUGAGUUUGAGAAAAUGUUAUCAUCAGGGUUGGAUUUGGAGUACUGGCUAGUGAACCAUCCUACCAUAAGAAACUUCUCAUGGACACCAGGUAAAACCCUAGGUUCCUCACCACACUUUCUCUUCUUCACCAUUCUCUCUUACCUUUUCUCCACCUUCAUUCUCCCCCACAGGAUCAUAUCCUCCUCCAUAUCUCCACAGUUCAUCAAAACCAUCUCAGCCCUCCACAACAUCUUCCUCCUUCUCCUCUCUUUCACCAUGGCCCUUGGCUGCCUCCUCUCCACCCUCUACCAUGCACCUCACCUCCACUGGAUCGUCUGCUUCCCUCCCCACACCAAGCCCACCGGGCCUCUCUUCUUCUGGGCCUACAUCUUCUACCUCUCCAAGAUCCUCGAGUUCGCCGACACCCUCCUCAUCAUCCUCAGCAAAUCCAUCCAACGCCUCACCUUCCUCCACGUCUACCACCACUCCACCGUCGUCAUCAUGUGCUACAUCUGGCUCCAAACCUCCCAGACCCUCUUCCCCGCCGUCCUCUUCACCAACGCCUCCGUGCAUGUCCUGAUGUACGCCUACUACUUAUCCUGCGCACUCGGUGUGCGCCCCAGAUGGAAGAAGAUCGUCACCAACGUUCAGAUCUUGCAGUUCUACUCCAGUUUCCUCGUUCUCGCCGUCAUGCUCUACUACCACUUCACCGGCUCUGGCUGCUCCGGCGUUUGGGGUUGGACCUUCAACGUCGUCUUCUACGCCUCUCUUCUCGUUCUCUUCGUAGACUUUCACAAGAAGAGCUACGGUGCAUCCUCCAAGAAGAACAAACUCGCCGUUAAGCCUUCCAAGACCUUCUUUUGUUCCAAUCACACUCUCAAGUGAUUGCUUCCUACGAUUGCCCUAUUUAUGGUACGACAUCAUCAUUAUUCUUCCAAUUCAUUCUUUUUGUGAAAUCGAAAUUCCAUAGCAUGUCACGUAACCUGGUCGGUCGUGAGAACUACCAACAUGUCUCAGUCUCUCACUAUCAUCUACCUGUUUUUUUAUUCCUCCACUUUUUUAAUUUUUUUUCCUUGAUUCUGACUCUGGGAACUUUUGUUAAUGGCAACAAGCCGAAUAUUGAAAUUGGGCUAUGUGGGUGUUAAGGAUUUGGUUGAGUUCGUGUGGAAUAUAUAUAUUUUUUUAAAUCGUUUUGUUAAUGUGGAUUUGUUUAGUAUUACACGCACGACAUUUACCUUAAAAUCUGGGACAAAACCUAUGUACUCUAGAUAUUUAUAUAUAUAGUUGGU
This is a messenger RNA of Vigna angularis (adzuki bean), 1436 nucleotides long. RefSeq names its product elongation of fatty acids protein 3-like. Gene Ontology annotation, molecular function: fatty acid elongase activity. The transcript has a single exon. The annotation marks the transcript as partial. Lineage: Eukaryota; Viridiplantae; Streptophyta; Magnoliopsida; Fabales; Fabaceae. Gene Ontology annotation, biological process: fatty acid elongation, saturated fatty acid; fatty acid elongation, polyunsaturated fatty acid; very long-chain fatty acid biosynthetic process. The record is from RefSeq and is a predicted model, not a curated record. Gene Ontology annotation, cellular component: endoplasmic reticulum membrane.